Molecule: messenger RNA, 1049 nt
Organism: Chara braunii
Lineage: Eukaryota; Viridiplantae; Streptophyta; Charophyceae; Charales; Characeae
Source: the annotation of a GenBank genome assembly
GAGGGAGAGAAGAGCCAGCCCAUUGUCAGACGCACCCCAAGGAAGAGAGAGAGAGAGAGAGAGAGAGAGAGAGAGAGAGAGAGAGAGAGAGAGAGAGAGAGAGAAUCUCGGGGGCAGACACAGNGAGAGAGAGAGAGAGAGAGAGAGAGAGAGAGAGAGAGAGAGAGAGAGAGAGAGAGAGAGAGGGGGGGAUGGAGCUGCCACCAGGAUUUCAGGAAAGGUUGACGAAGAUGAUCUCCACCCGCGAGGAGCAGGAGGAGGCUGUUCGACGCGAGAGAGAAUCUCGAGAGGAGAAGGAGGUACUUCUCCAGGGGGUGCAGAAGAAGAUUCUCCUCCUGGAACAGCAAAGCCAGGCUCUUCAAGAGAAAACCUGUCGCAUCACUGGUCAGACUUUGCAGGCGAAGCUGGAUGCGGAAGACGCCUCCUCUCGAAUUCUCUCUCUUCUUCGCUCUGUACAGGAGCAAGAGAGAGUAAUUCGCGCUACCCGAUCGGAGGCUGAAGAGAAGAGAGGCAUCUACGAGAGGGCAUCCAAGGAAACGAGGGGAUACGAAGCCGCCAAGCGGGAAGAGAUGCAGGGUUGGGAGAGGGAGGUGGCUACAGCCAUUGCUCGACGAAACAGAGCUGCUGACGCGGUGGCAGAAGCCGAGAAGGAGAGGCGGCAAGGGCUUGACCAGGUUGUCGCUGAGGUUCGGACUGCUGAGGCUGCCGUGCGAGAUUCACAGCAAUUGCUAGGUCAGCUGAAGGAGGAGGAGGAGAAGUUGCAGGCAGAGAGAGCGGCGUUGGGCAAGCGCGUGGAGGAGGUCCGACGCAAGAGGGAAGAAGAGGCAAGGCAUCUAGCGGAAGCAGGGCAGAGGAAACGGCAGAGCAUCGAGGAAGCCAGAAAGGAGAAGGGGAAAGUGGAGGCACAAGUCGAUGAAGCAGCUCGACGCCGACAUCUCCUCGAUCGGGAGUUGGAGGAGCUCAAGCGGCGCGCCGACGAGAGGAGACGACUGCUGCAGCAGAUUUGAAUUGCCUUAACUUCACGACCUUACGAGCGCCCACGCCACGUC